Molecule: messenger RNA, 1766 nt
Organism: Megalops cyprinoides (Indo-Pacific tarpon)
Lineage: Eukaryota; Metazoa; Chordata; Actinopteri; Elopiformes; Megalopidae
Exons: 4
Coding region: 552-1766 (404 amino acids)
Source: RefSeq, a predicted model, not a curated record
CACUGGAAGCGAGCGCGCUCGCAGAAGCAGCACGCGUCCUCUCUCUGCAGAGGAGAUUCGGCGUCUGCGUUGCGCUCGUGCAGGCCCUGCGUAUUACGUCACCACAGAGACCAGCAGCGAAUCCCUACGCAGAAUUGCGCAGCGGAGUUGCGCAGACAUACUCAGCACAGAACGCAGCCAUUACUAAGACCACCACAACAGACAAAUUAAAGAACGGUUUGUUGAUCAGAACAGCAACAAUACAACAGAAAGGCCGGAAACAAUUGCCUUCACGUGAAAAAAAAAUCUUCCUAAUUUGAAUUAUGAUGGUGGAAAAAAAAUAAGAUCGAGUGCGCAGGGGGAAAACUUGUAGUAAAAACUAUCCACGGGUUAGCUAGCUAGCAAGGUAAAGCAAGAGGUGCGUGGUAGAGCUAGUUAGCUAGACUAGGAAGCCUACAUGCCCGCAGCAAAUUAUCAACGUCUGUGGUGAAUAUUUCUAAGUCCUGCAACGAACGACUGCUGUUUAAUAAGAUACGUGCAUCCAGCUAGUAAGCUACUUAGCCAGUAAAAGAAUGAACAACAUCCAGACAAGUGAAUCGUCCCUGGCUGGGAGCGAAACAUCGCAGCUGUGCAACAACCAAGACGAAUCGUCGCAGCUGUGCAUCAGCCAGGACGGUUCCGUGCUCGCAGACCCCGGCUCCGGCGUGUCUGAAGGCGAGGCACAGGAGCACCUACUACAGUCUGUCCAGAUGUCCAAUGCCGCCGCUCCCAUUCUCCUAUAUCCUGUUAGUGCUGACAGAGUUAUUUCCACUACUUCUUCAGACGGUAAAACAAUCUUCAAGAUUGCCCCAGCUCCCCUGCCGAACGUGAAGCUGUCCCCGGCGGCGCCGCCGGAGAAGGUCUCCACCUCGGAGUUCAGCUACCAGACCAUCGUGUACCUGAUCGAGGCGGUGGGGCGGCGCUGGAACGUGUACGGCUCACGGGAGCGGGCGCAGCUCUUCCACAGCGUGCAGAAGGAGCUGGAGAGCCAGGGCCACGUGCUGCCCGUGGAGAGGAUCCGCCGCAAGUGGAACAACCUCAUCGUCACCUACAAGAGGGUGAAGGACCGCAGCCGGGAGACCGGCCAGGCCAAGACCUCCUGGGAGUACUUCGAGAUGAUGGAGGCUAUGCUGGGAGGCACCAUCGGCAGCCAGAGCACGGCCAACGCCUCGGCCACCAUGGUGGACAUGCCCAACAUGGCCAAAGGGACGGUGUCGGCGGAGCAGCCCCCGCCAAGGGGCGUCGGGAGCGUGGGGGCCAAGCGCGGCCUGCUCUCCGGCGGCCUCAUCACCAGCUGCGCCCAGAUCCCCACCCUCAUCCCCUCCUCCCUGCCGCCCCCCAUCACCCUCAACACCGCCUCCAAGACCCCCAGCAACACGGACGCCCGGCACCCGGCCCCGUCCACCUCGCCCCCGCGCAAGUCGCCGGCCAGGCUGGGCCGGCUGCGGGUGCGGCAGAAGCUGCGGCGGGCGCCGGGCGACGCGGCGGCCGCCUCCUUCCUGGCGCAGCAGCACAGCCAGGCGGAGGAGCGCACGACCCUGCUGCGCAGCUUCCUCAGCGGGCAGGAGGAGCGCGGUCGGCUGGAGGAGGAGCGGCUGGGCCGGGCCGAGGCCCGCGAGCGCCGGCGCGAGAAGAGGGAGGGCCGCAUGGUGGACGCUCUGGGCCGCAUGGCCACCGCCCUGGAGCUCAUCUCCUCCAAGCAGGACACCAUCAUCACGCUGUUGCAGAGGCUGGCCGACAGGCAGUGA